GAUUCCACGCGGCGCAUGCGUACCGUGUGUUUUUUGUUGCAAACCACACUCGCACCCGCGCAUUCCCCCCUCACACACAAUCCCCACAUCAACUAGAGUGAAUCUAUCGCGACUGCGUAACACACACACACCACGAUUGCGCACGCACACGUUUAGUGACACUCUCUUUGCUACUUAAAAUAAAAAUCAUUUUUUAUAUAUUGGUCUCUGAUGCUUUUUUUGUCAUAGACGAAACAAAUCGUGAUUUUCCUAACUAUUUUCGCCUUAGAUUUGCUUUUAUUUCUUCAUUUAAUCAAUUUCGGGUAGUGCUGACGGUCACGCAACUCAUACGCACCUUUCAUCCACUGCGUAGCUCAAUCGAAAAGCGUGAACAACGUGGAAUAGUUGAACUCAGUAAAGUAAACAAGGCGAUAAGAUCAAGAUAGCAAAAGAGCUAUGCCGCAGGUUGUAGCGUGGAAGUGCUUCCAAGCGCAAACGGAGUUGGCGCAUCUCACGAACACCUUGCCUCCGUACGAUAACUAUGAGCAUCUCAUGUCUGUCAUUGAACCAAAACUGAUAGGCACGAGAAUACCGGCACCGAAUAUCAACGACUCUCUGCGUAAGCGCAGUGUUUGUCUUUCAACCGACGGCGGUUCGCCGGUGGAGCCGACUCCGAACGUGUUCAACCUCAAUGCCGGGGCACCCGUCGUCGUCUUCCUCUGCGACAUUGAAGGCACCACAACCCCACUACCGUUUGUGCGGAAUGUGAUGAUGCCGUUGGCAGAAGGGCACUACGACACCUACGCCAAGGCGCAUUUCCCGAGCGAUGUGGUCUUUGUGCAGCACGUCGAGGCAGCCGCGGUGUUUAUAUCCGCGAAGCGGGUCAACCCACCUGUCACCGACUCGGCGGACGCGCUCGCGGAGCUGACGCUGAGUGAAGCCUUUUCAAAGAGCAAAGCUGCCGGGUUUGCCGAUGAGGACGCCAACAGCGCCGUACGUGAGCUCUUCGGUCGCCACUUCAAAGAGGAGACGGAGAAGGGGAGUAAGGAAACGCACGUGAAAGCGGUGCAGGCAGCCAUUUUGGAGGAGGUGUACGCGCAAGGCGAGCACCAGACGCAGGUGUUACCGGAUGUCAAUGAAUUUUUCCGCUGCAUCGGCUGCGAAGCGCAACGCGGCGGCUCGCGGCACAUCGCCUUGUACAGCUCAGGGAGUGUCGCCGCGCAAAAACUCAUUAUGCGCCACACCCCGUACGGUGAUCUAAAUCCGUUCAUCACCGCCUACUUUGACCCCACCGACGUUGGCACCAAGCUGACACCGAAGAGUUACAUGCGUAUCCGCAACCUCUUGGCGAAGCAGCUCGACGUAGGGUCGCCGGACAACUUGCAGAUUGUGUUCGUGACGGACAGCACGAGUGAGGCCUCCGCAGCGGACACCUCAAGAGCGGUUGAUUGCUCGGUGCUCUGCCUCCGGCCUCUGAAUGAGUGGAUUUCAAUCGAAACGCUGCUCUCGGUAUCCGUUCCUUUCAUCACCUCGUUCACACAGCUCCUUCGACCGGGUGAGAAAGUCGAUUACAAUCAACUCGUGAAAGACACACUUGCAGCGUUAGAAGACAAAACUGCGUAA
This is a messenger RNA of Leptomonas pyrrhocoris, 1602 nucleotides long. RefSeq lists its product as hypothetical. Gene Ontology annotation, molecular function: acireductone synthase activity. The transcript has a single exon. The coding region runs from base 436 to 1602 and encodes 388 amino acids. The record is from RefSeq and is a predicted model, not a curated record. NCBI's taxonomy places the organism in Eukaryota, Euglenozoa, Kinetoplastea, Trypanosomatida, Trypanosomatidae.